This is a messenger RNA of Aspergillus ochraceoroseus IBT 24754, 1941 nucleotides long. RefSeq lists its product as uncharacterized. Gene Ontology annotation, molecular function: sequence-specific DNA binding; DNA-binding transcription factor activity, RNA polymerase II-specific; zinc ion binding. The record is from RefSeq and is a predicted model, not a curated record. Gene Ontology annotation, cellular component: nucleus. Bases 1 to 1941 code for a protein of 646 amino acids. The transcript is spliced from 3 exons. Gene Ontology annotation, biological process: positive regulation of transcription by RNA polymerase II. Lineage: Eukaryota; Fungi; Ascomycota; Eurotiomycetes; Eurotiales; Aspergillaceae.
AUGGACCAACGAACCAGGCUACAGAAGGCUUGCGAUGCCUGCAGUAUCCGCAAGGUAAAGUGCGAUACAAGCGGCCCUCCGUGUCGGUCGUGCGCAAGUUUGAGCAUCCCCUGUACCUACGAGAGACCAACUCGGCGUCGCGGGCCCCCCAAUCGUCACGCAGAAGCCUUCAAAAAACAAAAGCUCGGAGAAUCCCCUUACGCUGCCCCGGGCUCGCCAGAUUCAACUGGCAGACUCUCCCCGUCGUUUAGCGGCAAUGUUAUCCCUCCUCCAACGUCAAGUACCGCAUCGGUGGAAUUGAUCUGCCCGUUGUCCACCGUCCAUCUUUUCAUCGACGACUACUUUACAUAUAUUCAUCCAUUGGUUCCUAUCCCUCAUGAGCCGUCCUAUCGCGCCGCCCUUGAUCGAAGGGAAGACCUCACAAGCAACACCUUCUUGGCCCUGACGGCUGGCAUGAUCGGAGCCCUCGUGGUGUCAUUCCCACGGCGACCCAAAUUACAUUUGAAAACUGAAGCGGAGAGGGCAGCGUACCCACACUCUACAGCCCUCGUCAAGCGGUGUCAGGAUGUCGCGGUUCAAGUACGAGGCGCGGGGUACCUUGAUCGCAACCCCACUGUUUACGACGCAGCUAUUAGUUAUUUUCUUGGUCUUUGUUCAGGUUAUGUCUGGAACGUUCGACGAUGUCGGGCGUAUUUUGCAGAAUGCUUAACAACGCUUCAUGUGUACGACCUAUGCAAUCCUUCUGGCUACCGGCUUUUAUCCUUCGGUCCCACUAGCCCGAUUUCCUCCUCGUCCCGCCAAUCGCAAGAUGUCACAGGUGCCGCAAGUGAUGGGUCGGUCAAUAUCAUCGAGCAGGAACUCGGGCGACGCCUGUUUUACACAACGUUGGCCGGUUACCGGACGCUGCAGCAAAUGGGUUCCCGCGAUGCGGCUGUACACGUCCCACCAGAAACGCCAUCGGAGCGCUAUCCCCCCUUACCUCUGGAGAUUGACGACGCAUAUAUAUUUCCUACUCACAUAGAGCCUCAGCCGGCUCAACCAAUUUCGCGUCUUGUCGGUUUCAAUGCCAAUGUCCGUGUGUACAACUCAUACAAUGCGCUCUCUGCCUGGGAAGUGGCGUUCGGGGCCGGUGAGAUUUUUGACUGGGACCGACAGAAGAACAUUAUAUACGACUGCUUGCAGAAAAGCAAGUUAGCUCUCGCAAAUGUCCCGAAAGAGUUAUCUCUUUAUCCGACGGACGAUACCUAUACCCAAGACCCGGAAGACUCUAAGCCGAGUCCUUUCAAUGGCGACCCUGACUUGGGUGAUCGCCGACAUAUCCAAUUCGAGAUACAGAAAGCCAAUAUAUAUGCCAGCCAGCUAGCAACUCGGUCCUACCUAGUUGAGAAGUACUGGAGCCUUCACGAGGCCUGGAUAAUGUACCACAAACCGCCGGACCAACACGCCUUUGUGCCUCCUCCUCCUCCUCCUCCAUCCACCUUAACCAGCGGCGGUGACCAAGCAGAUCAUAUCAGCAAUACAAUGAUUGAGGAGCGGCGACUUGUCAUCCGCGAUCUCUUCACCCUGUUACAAUCUGUCAACGAGAUCAAUAUGGAGCCUAAUGGCGCAAGCAUCACAUUCAAAAUCCGACAAGUUGCAUCUACCUUACUUGACCUUUCCAAAUCAACCAUGGAAACCGCCCCCGCCACAUCAGGCCCGCACCCGCUCACAAAGGCCGAAGCGGAAUCCUACCUGUACGCUUUCAUAGAUAUUCUAAUGCGCCUGGAGGGCCUCGCCUCGCCGAGCUCAAAGAAGCCGAACGCUAGUCCCCAGACACAAGGACGGUCGAUGAGCUAUCUGAGCGAUCAUGAUCGAGAUGAGGAAGAGCUGCGCCAAUGGGCGAGUUUGAAAGGGUACCAGGCGAAGUUUGCGGAAGCGGGUGGGUUAAUAUCUGAACUAUAA